AUGUGGACUUUUCUGGGCAUUGCCACUUUUACUUAUUUUUAUAAGAAAUGCGGGGAUUUUGUAUCUUACGCCAACAAGGAGCUGUUCUUGUGUGUGCUGGUGUUUUUUUCUUUGGGCAUGGUGCUGUCUUACCGAUACCAUUAUGGGAAUGGAGGACUUCAUAGGCAACAGCAAAAAAAGUCCCAAUAUGGGAUUUUGUCUGACAUUCUUUUGUCUUUGCCGUUUGUUGGAUUUUUCUGGACAAAAUCGCCAUCCGGGGCAGCACACAAGGAGCAACUAAAAUCCAGGAAGGGCAAAAAGGAAGUUGAUGCUCCAGAGACAACCCUAUUGGGAACAGUUUCAUCAGUGACUUCUGAGUAUGACCCAGAAGUUAUUAUUGUGGGCUCAGGUGUACUUGGAUCUGCUUUGGCUGCAGUACUAGCUAGAGAUGGAAGAAAGGUGACAGUAAUUGAGAGAGAUUUAAAAGAGCCAGACAGGAUACUUGGAGAAUUGCUACAGCCAGGAGGGUUUUGUGCUCUUAAGGAUCUGGGUCUUGAAGGUGCGGUGGAAGGCCUUGAUGCCCAUGUUGUCAAUGGUUAUGUAGUUCAUAACCAGGGAUGCAGAGAGGAAGUCGAAGUGCCAUUCCCACGCUCAGCAGACAGUCAGGUGCAGAGUGGCCGAGCGUUUCAUCAUGGACGCUUCAUCAUGAAUCUCCGAAGGGCAGCUAUGGCAGAACCCAAUACAAAGUACAUUGAAGGAGUUGUGUUGAAAUUGUUGGAAGAAGAUGAUGUUGUGGUGGGAGUUCAGUACAAAGAUAAAGAAACUGGAGACAUCAAGGAACUCCGUGCACCAUUGACAGUUGUUGCAGAUGGGCUUUUUUCCAAGUUCAGGAAAAAUUUGGUCUCCAAUAAAGUAUCUAUCACAUCCCAUUUUGUCGGCUUCCUUAUGAAGGAUGCACCACAAUUUAAAGCAAAUUGUGCUGAACUCAUUUUAGCAGAUCCUAGUCCAAUUCUCAUCUACCAGAUUUCAUCCAAUGAAACUCGGGUUCUUGUUGAUAUCCGUGGAGAAAUGCCAAGAGAUUUAAGAGAUUAUAUGAUAGAGAAAGUUUAUCCACAGUUACCUGAUCACGUAAAAGAACCAUUCCUAGAGGGAAUUCAGAAUGAUCGCUUGAGGUCUAUGCCUGCAAGUUUCCUUCCUCCUUCACCAGUAAACAAACGAGGUGUUCUUCUUUUGGGAGAUGCCUAUAAUAUACGACAUCCUCUUACUGGUGGGGGAAUGAGUGUUGUUUUCAAUGAUAUAAAAAUCUGGAGGAAGUUGCUGAAGAGCAUCCCUGAUCUUUAUGAUGAGAGAGCACUUCUCCAGGCCCAAAAUUCAUUCUAUCGGUCAAGAAGAAAGUCCCAUUCAUUUGUUGUGAAUGUUCUUGCUCAGGCUCUUUAUGAAUUAUUUUCUGCCUCAGAUGCAUCUCUGCAUCAGUUAAGAAGAGCCUGUUUCUUUUACUUCAAGCUUGGUGGAAACUGUAUUUCUGGUCCAGUUGGAUUGCUUUCUGUAUUGUCACCUGAUCCCAUGACUCUCAUUGGACAUUUCUUUGCCGUUGCAUUAUAUGCUGUUUACUUUUGUUUUAAGUCAGAACCCUGGAUUACAAAACCACGAGCCUUCUUCAGCAGUGGUGCUGUCUUUUACAAAGCUUGCCGUGUCAUAUUUCCUCUCAUUUAUUCAGAAAUUAAAUACUUACAUUAAACUUAAGGGAAGCCCAUUGGAGAAGGAAUGAAUACAUGAAACUUGCCAAGCCUUAAGAGACUUUUGGGAUGACGUACUACUGAAUGCCAUACUGUUACUAAAACACAGACACAUGGAUCCAAGAUGGGGAUUAAUUUGUUUUUGAUCUUCUUUGUAUGUAAACUGUUGUAAAGAAAUGUUUUACUUUGUGAUUAAAAUGAAGACUGUUAGAUAUCUGAGAAAUGCUUGUUAAAUCACAAAUCAGUUUGAAGUCCUAAUAGUGAGAACAUGUUUUCUUUUGGGACCCAUUAUGUUUUGUAUGUGAAAAAGUUGGUUAUGCAAAUAAAUGAAAUGAUCAUUGAAAUCUUA
Gracilinanus agilis (Agile Gracile Mouse Opossum) is the source of this 2064-nucleotide messenger RNA. It is a transcript of the gene SQLE, whose product is annotated as squalene epoxidase. Gene Ontology annotation, molecular function: flavin adenine dinucleotide binding; squalene monooxygenase activity. NCBI's taxonomy places the organism in Eukaryota, Metazoa, Chordata, Mammalia, Didelphimorphia, Didelphidae. The record is from RefSeq and is a predicted model, not a curated record. The transcript is spliced from 11 exons. Gene Ontology annotation, biological process: cholesterol metabolic process; sterol biosynthetic process. Bases 1 to 1716 code for a protein of 571 amino acids. Gene Ontology annotation, cellular component: endoplasmic reticulum; membrane.